AUGGCGCUGAAACUUCCAGCUACUGAGGCUGCCAAGGUUGCAAUCCAGUCUAUUGGAUGUGGAUACGAUAUUGCGUUGGAUUUGAGGCUCAAGUAUUGUAAAAGGGAUUCGACUAAUACACGUUUGAUUGAUAUUGACGAUGAUCAGGGCAGAGAGAUUGUUCUUCCUGGUGGAAUUUCAAUCCCUAAUGUGUCCACCUCGAUAAAAUGUGAUAAAGGGGAACGGACGCGGUUUCGGUCUGAUGUUCUUCCUUUCCAGCAGAUGUCAGAGCAAUUCAACCAGGAAAUAUCAUUGACUGGGAAGAUUCCUUCGGGCCUAUUCAAUGCUAUGUUUGAGUUUUCAGGCUGUUGGCAGAAAGAUGCAGCCAACACUAAAACCCUGGCCUUUGAUGGAGUGUUCAUCACACUUUACACAGUUGCACUAGAAAAAUCUCAGAUGAUAUUGUGUGAUCAUGUGAAGAAAGCUGUACCAUCGUCAUGGGAACCUGCUGCAUUGGCAAGGUUCAUUGACAAAUUCGGCACUCACAUUAUUGUUGGUGUGAAGAUGGGAGGGAAGGAUGUAAUAUAUAUGAAGCAGCAGCAUUCAUCAUCACUUCAAUCUGCUGAUGUGCAGAAAAAGUUAAAGGCGAAGGCAGAUAAGAGAUUUUCAGAUGCAAAUGGACAAAAUGGAAUGGAAUCUGAACAACUUUAUAGGAGUGACAAGUUUGAAAUCAGGGAGCAGCGGCUGAGGUUUGCAGAUAUCAGCCCUUCAAGUUCUUGUUCAUACAAGGAGGAUGUCGUAAGCAUUUGCAAGAGGAGGGGUGGAAGCGAUAACAGAAACCUAACCCAUAAUGAUUGGUUGCACACAGUGCAGUUAGAGCCUGAUGUGAUCUCAAUGUCCUUCAUCCCAAUAACCUCUCUGUUGAAUGGUGUCUCAGGCAGCGGGUUUUUGAGCCAUGCUAUAAAUCUCUAUUUGCGCUAUAAACCACCAAUUGAAGAGCUCAAUCAGUUUUUGGAAUUUCAGCUGCCGAGGCAGUGGGCGCCUGUUUUCAGUGAUCUUCCUCUUGGUCCGCAGCGGAGGCAACAUAGCACACCGUCUUUACAGUUUAGUUUCAUGGGUCCCAAGCUUUACGUGAACACCACCCCGGUAAAGCUUCUGUUGUUUGAUAUAAUAUCUUCAUUGGUUGUUCCCACUUUGAUCAAUGCAAAUUGUGCGGUGAUUUUUCAUUUUGAGUUGGAUUUUGUCUAUCAACUCUGUGGCUUAGCAUCUCUUAGGCAUUAA
Messenger RNA from Ilex paraguariensis (yerba mate), 1260 nucleotides. NCBI's taxonomy places the organism in Eukaryota, Viridiplantae, Streptophyta, Magnoliopsida, Aquifoliales, Aquifoliaceae. The record is from the annotation of a GenBank genome assembly.